Molecule: messenger RNA, 585 nt
Organism: Recurvomyces mirabilis
Lineage: Eukaryota; Fungi; Ascomycota; Dothideomycetes; Mycosphaerellales; Teratosphaeriaceae
Exons: 1
Coding region: 1-585 (194 amino acids)
Source: RefSeq, a predicted model, not a curated record
AUGUGGCGCGCAGUCAACAGAUGCACGUCAGCAUUCGUCUCUCCUUCGCCUGCCAGCCGAGCUCCGCAACGAAAUCUACGAGAACCUCUUCGACUCAUCGAGACUGUCCACAUCGGCGUUGAAGUCAAGAUUGAAGACACUGCGGUUGUGCAAGUCUGCAAGCAGAUCCGUAGUGAAGCUCUAGCACUCAUGUACACCAACUGCAAGGUCAAACUCAGCAUCAAGCCAAUUUACGUCGACCGCAUCACCGCCUGGCUGAAGGCACAACCAGCUUCCUAUUUUAAAAAACCGUCAAACCUGGCGGUCGUCUUCGACAGAUCCAUCACAAUGGCAGAGCAAGAGAAGGCUAUCCUCUCCAUGGCAUCGCUCCAAGGUCACCAGAAGAUUUCGCUCAAGCAGAGGCCCGCGUCCAGGCUUCGCAAGUUCGUGAGAGCUUUAAUCGGGACUGGCGUUGCAUUCGACCGCAUAAUUAUGCAGAAUUGGCGCUUAAAUGAUAUGACGAGGAAUGAAGCGGAGCCCUUCGAGAUGAUGUUCGAGGGGAUGCGUUCAAGAUUUAGAUAUGGCUCUGAGCGCCCUGCGCGGUGA